Molecule: messenger RNA, 1952 nt
Organism: Cylicocyclus nassatus
Lineage: Eukaryota; Metazoa; Nematoda; Chromadorea; Rhabditida; Strongylidae
Source: the annotation of a GenBank genome assembly
UUCAGGUUCGCUGCAGAGCAAUAUGCUCAGAAUAGCUUGCAUAGCAAAGAUGAUCAUACAUCUCGCAAUGCUGGCAUCAUUAACGGCUAUAGCAGAUGGAGAAGUUGAGCACUUAACAGGUCAAGCUUUGGUAGACUUUGUAAACAAGCAUCAAGACUUCUUCCAUGCAAGAUACUGGCCAGGUGCUGAAGAGUUUGUUGCUUCUCGCACAAUGAAUGUGAAAUACCUCAAGGAUCCUCGGGAUAAACUGCGGAAGCGUGUAAGAAUUGACAGCAAUGACCCUAUUCCAGAAAAGUUUGACGCCCGAGAGAAUUGGCCUGGUUGCAGCUCAAUAAUUGGACGCAUUCGGGAUCAAUCUAAAUGCAAAUCAGGUUGGGCUGUAGCUACAGCGGGAGUUAUAUCAGAUCGUUUGUGCAUUGAAUCACAGGCAAGGCGUACUGUGCACAUUUCGGACACUGAUUUACUUGCUUGCUGUGGAUCUUGCGGAAAUGGGUGUGAUGGAGGUUAUGUGGCUAAGGCUUGGAACUACUUCAAGGAGUCUGGUCUAGUGACUGGAGGCAGUUAUCGCGAGAGGAAUUGUUGCAAGCCGUAUGCAUUAUACCCAUGCGGAAGACACGCGAAUCAAACCUACUACGGUUAUUGUACAAAACAUGAAACACCAGUAUGCCGUAAAACCUGUCAACUCACUUACGAAAAGGAGUACGAAGAGGACAAAUUCUAUGGAAGCACUUGGUACUCUGUCGUGGCGAACGAAAAUGAUAUCCAGAGAGAAAUAAUGACGAACGGACCAGUAGUGGCAAGUAUGAACGUUUGGAGCGAUUUUAGCUCGUAUUGGAGGGGAAUUUACAAGCACACUUGGGGUACUGAAGACGAAAAAGGGCAUGUUGUUAAAAUUAUUGGAUGGGGUGAAGAAAGAGGAGGUAAGAAGUACUGGUUGGCUAUUAACUCAUGGAACACCGACUGGGGCGAAAACGGGUCUUUCCGCAUAGUCCGUGGCACAAAUGAGUGCGAAAUUGAAGCAAAUAUCAUAGGCGGACACAUUGAUCUUGAGAGAAUCAAGAGCCACAAAAUCUAUAGAUAAAUCUUUGUAGACAGUAAGAGAGCAUCAAUUACGACUAGUACAUAAAAUCAUGAAGUGCUCACUUUCUACAAGUCUAGUUAAUGCAAUACUAUCCUACUUUCCUUCCCUCCCUUACCUAUCUGCGUCAUUUUCAGUGCAGACUACGCAAAACUUCUAGUGCUUAUUAAAAUAUUAGGUUCUUUAAAAAUCAGCUUCCGCUACCGCAGCAAACAGGCAAUAUUUUGAUUAAUCGAGAAAAAAGCUCAAGGUGGUACCUUAUAACAAGCAGUCAAAACAUCUGUAGCAUCUUAGAAAUCUGAUUAGCUUACUGUGAACUUUAAGAUUCUGGUCUGUCAGAAUAUUGAGUACGUUGAUCGUAUUAAUCGUACACGUUUUUUAACCGUUUACCGCCCACCCAAUUCUACUAAGAAUGAUGACGGUCUUUUGCAUAUAAUCAGUAUUUUUGCUCUCGUUAGUGAGAAUGUUGAAUCUGUCAUACUUGGAGAUAUCAACUUACAGAUUGACUGAGUGAAUUCAAAAGCUUUGAAUAGCGCAUCUGCAUCAUUUUUGACUUGUUAUAUUAGAAAUAAACUCGUACAUAUUACAUCUACCUUAAUGAAAGACAUACUUUUAACCUAGUGCUUUUCAAUACGAGCCUGUUUCCAACACUUUGCUCUUGACCAUGGGAUUCGUUCUGAAGUGCUUGAUAUUUCCAAAUUCUCCACCCUUCCAUUUCCGGUUCCUGACUUUCACCAAGUUAACUACAAUGCUUUGAAUGAUCAGUUUCUGAAACUGAUUGGCUUAGUUUGAUCAAUAUAGAUGUGUUCCGAUGUAUAUGAAAGAUUUUGUAAAAUAUUAUAGAAAGUUAUCAGUAUAGUUGUUCCGUUAAAAA